AUGAGGAUCGGUAACUCGCACAGCCGGAGUAACUUGAUUCAUUACGAAUGCUACCGAGCUGGUUACCCAACUGGCGGCUCCCUCUCAUCCGGAACCACUAAGUCUGUCAGGAUCGACUGCCCAUUCAGGCUCAACGGUCGAUUUUUCCCCGACACAGGCAAUUGGCUCCUUAUCCAUACCCACCUUGGCCAUAAUCAUCCCCCUGACCCCAAUGUCAAGCCUCGCAAACGACCCAGCAAGAAAAACAAACCCCUGGUACCUGCUCUCGUGGAACCCUCAAUAGAACAACAUAGACCUUUUGACGCCUCACUUGAAUCCACCAUCUCAUCUCUUUCCGCACGUUUACACGCUCUGACUCCUCACCGUCGACAAAUCGCUAUCAUCAAAAUCGAUUCGAUUCUCAAUGACCCAAUCCAGGGACCCCUGGCAGCAGUUCGCCCUGACCCAUCGCAGAAUUGGUCAAGCAAUAUCGACGUUGAUAUGCCUAUCAUCCAAAGCGAUUCCCCAGGCACCACCACACUCAACAUGCCAGUGCUGUUCCCCAACAGCCCAGCCUCCCCAAACAACUACAAAAUUGAAAACGCUACACAUCACGACACUUUUGAUGAACCCCAUUUUACUCCCUCAAUUCAUUUGUUAUAUUAUCUGUACAUCAUCCAGAUCCGAUCUUGCAUAGGUGAAAGCAUGUUUUCAUUUGAGAAAACAAAUCCUGCCACAUCUCCCUACCCUACGAACGAAUAUAUCGAUAGCCUAGUUGAUGACUUCUACGGACCCACUGAAGACACGACCUCCACUUUCAAUAUGGAAGACCUCAGUUCUGACCCUAAGGCCAAAGUACAAGAACCCAACAAACCCCUUCCCACAGCUUCCACCUCGCUUAGUCCAACACCUACGACAUCAAACCUCACGCUGCCUGCACCAGUAACGAGGAUCACCAGGAAGCGAGCUCGCGAACUUCCACCUCUCAUGAAGAAAUAUCGCAUACGGGACCGGCUGCAACCAUUUAUCCUCGAUGUAUGCGAAGUAGAGGCGGAUGGACACUGCGGCUUUCGCGCCAUCGCGGUAGCCCUUGGCCGUUCUCAAGACGAGUGGCUCGAUAUACGCCAGAGCAUGGUCAACACUGUAGAGAGCUAUCCUCAACUGUUCUCUGACGACACGCUACCUCAGCCGCGUGCCAAAGGGUUAAACCGCCUUCGGACACGCAAACGAAAUGUAGUGUCCCAGCAAGAGCACUGGCUCACCAUGCCAGGUUGGGGUGGAGUUAUAGCUACAACAUUUGAGCGUCCAGUGAUAUACUACGACCCUGGUGCAUAUAGCCAGACUAUAUUUCCUUACCUCACAGGACCUAAUCAGCAUCCACCAAUCGUCCUAACCGUCGCAUCACUCCACUUUUGCACCCUCAAGCUUGAUCUGACCUUGGAGGGCCUCCCAGUUCCACGAGUUUGUAAAACGUGGCGCCGAUAUUGCAACGAGGACGCGACUCAUUGGCUUGACACAUGGGGUCCAUUGAUUGAACUCAAUGAGCAAUUCAUCAAAUCCAAUAACAAAAGUGGCAGAAAGAAAAAACAACUGGCUCCAAUAGUUGUAUCUGAUUGA
This is a messenger RNA of Melampsora larici-populina 98AG31, 1596 nucleotides long. RefSeq lists its product as uncharacterized. The record is from RefSeq and is a predicted model, not a curated record. The coding region runs from base 1 to 1596 and encodes 531 amino acids. The transcript is spliced from 4 exons. Lineage: Eukaryota; Fungi; Basidiomycota; Pucciniomycetes; Pucciniales; Melampsoraceae.